UUCUUUUUUAUUAUUAUUUAUACAGCAUUCGAGAGGAAACUCCAUUAAUCAGACGGAAGACCGCCUAAAGCCGUGAGGGCCUCUUUGUCCACGUAAAUCAAGAUAAAUGGAAGGGAAACACGCUGGCUUUCAAUGGAGGUUCAAGUUUUUGCUUGGAUAACUGCUCUGGAACAAUCUCUGGAAGCUUUUGCUCAUCUCCAAAGAGAUUUUUGCUGACAAAAUCGCGUAUUUUGAGCUUAAACACUUAAGUUUGAAUUUGAAAGAGUUGAAGUCUCUGUAGAUGAAGUAGACAGCAGAGGAGCAGCAGAUGAUCAACGCAGGAAUGGAUCGCUUGCUCACAAAGUUUCUCAGACCAUAAAAUCAGCCAUGAAUUCCUUAAAAAAGGAGAGUGAUAAUGUGGAAGCUAAUAGGUUACCUGGGCAUUCUCCUUUGGGAAAUUCAGUACUUCAGCUAUCUUCAAUGGAAGGUGUACCAAUUGCGACCUCAUCUCCGAGAGCUUUGGAGCAUUGCAAAACAGCACCUGCAGGCACUAAUAUUUCCCAAAACUUGUUAAUUGAAAACUCGCACAUGGCAUUAUCAAGGUCUAAGACCGAGAAAAAGGAUAUACAAAAGCACGACUUGAAGUUAGAUAGACUCUCCGAUCGUGAAAAGAAGAAGAUAAUCGAGAAUCUUGCCAGAGUACAAGAUAAUGGAAUAGUGGAGGUUGAUGUUGCUCUGAGUGCUCCUGUGGCAUCGGAACUGUUAGAGCUCGAUGUUGUUGAUGCUGUACAUGGUGAUGUAGCAGAAUUAAUUGAAUGUAGUAAAUCUGUUCCAAAGUUAAAAGUUGCGAUGCUUGUAGUUGGAACAAGAGGAGAUGUUCAGCCUUUUGUAGCUAUUGCGAAGCGCCUACAGGAGUUCGGUCAUCAUGUUAGAUUAGCAACGCAUGCCAACUUCCGAUCCUUCGUGCGAGCAGCUAAUGUAGAAUUUUAUCCUCUUGGUGGGGAUCCUCGGAUUUUGGCUGGAUACAUGGCGAGAAACAAGGGCUUUCUGCCCUCUGGACCUGCAGAAAUAUCCAUCCAAAGGAAACAACUGAAAGUCAUUAUUGAUUCAUUGCUUCCAGCAUGCACAGAACCCGAUAUGGAAUCUGGUGUCCCCUUCCAGGCUCAGGCUAUUAUUGCGAAUCCUCCUGCAUAUGGACAUGCACAUGUCGCUGAAGCUCUUGGUGUGCCCCUCCACAUCUUUUUCACAAUGCCCUGGACGCCCACUUCUGUAUUUCCUCAUCCUCUGGCCCGUGUGUCUCAAAGUGCUGGCUAUCGACUUUCAUAUCUUGUCGUUGACUUACUUAUAUGGUGGGGCAUAAGGGGAUUCGUUAAUGACUUCCGGAGAAGGAAGUUGAAGCUUCCACCUAUUGCAUACUUCAGUACAUAUCAUGGAUCCAUUUCACAUUUGCCAACAGGAUACAUGUGGAGUCCGAAUCUGGUGCCUAAGCCAAAAGAUUGGGGACUUCUUGUGGAUGUUGUCGGCUUUUGUUUCUUGAAUCUUGGGACCAAGUAUCAGCCUGAGAAAGAGUUUCUGGAGUGGCUUCAAGCUGGAAUGAAGCCUAUAUAUGUUGGUUUCGGGAGCAUGCCUCUUGAAGAUGCAACAAAGACUACAAGCAUCAUCAUUGAGGCAUUGAAAGAUACUGGACAACGAGGAAUUAUUGGAAAGGGGUGGGGUGAUCUCGGAAAUCUUAUUGAAGUACCAGAAAGUGUUUUUCUUCUAAAGGACUGCCCGCAUGACUGGUUGUUUCCUCUUUGCUCUGCUGUUGUUCAUCAUGGUGGAGCUGGUACAACAGCCACAGGCUUAAGGGCUGGGUGCCCAACAACAAUCAUACCAUUUUUUGGUGAUCAGUUCUUCUGGGGUGAUAGAGUCCAUGAAAAAGGGGUUGGCCCUGCACCAAUACCAAUAUAUGAGCUCAGCGUGGAACGGCUUGCAAAUGCCAUAAGAUUUAUGCUUGAUCCAGAGGUGAAAUUGAAGGCAAUGGAGUUAGCCAAGGAAAUUGAGAAUGAAGAUGGUGUUGCUGCAGCAGUCGAUGCCUUUCAUAGACACUUACCUGAGGAAUUACCCCUUCCUUCCCCUCCGACUGAAGAACCCCCAAACCCUUUUGAUUGGAUUUUCCAAGCUCUGCAUAAGUGGUGUUGUCUUCCUUGUGGUGUUUAAUAUAAUUAUAAUUUCAACUCUUGUAUAUUAUCCAUUCAUUAUUCUUUAGGCAUUCUUGGGGUACAAUUGUUUGCACAAGGAGCCCACUGGCGAAAACUGAUGAAAAAUGUAUCUUGUAGCGAGAAAUUCUUGCCUUUGAAUUUUUCCUGUAUAUUUAUUAUAUACACGUUUUCUGUAUUUGGGAUGUUUGGUGGCCUGUAAUUCCUUUUGGCUUCCUCUAAGGUUGGAGAAUGCUUUCAAAACCUUUUCUGGAUUCACUAAGGAAAUUGACAAUAAGCAGGAUGCCUGAAAUCAGGAUUCGCUUCA
Messenger RNA from Amborella trichopoda, 2484 nucleotides. It is a transcript of the gene UGT80B1, whose product is annotated as UDP-Glycosyltransferase superfamily protein. Lineage: Eukaryota; Viridiplantae; Streptophyta; Magnoliopsida; Amborellales; Amborellaceae. Gene Ontology annotation, biological process: carbohydrate metabolic process. The record is from RefSeq and is a predicted model, not a curated record. Gene Ontology annotation, molecular function: UDP-glycosyltransferase activity; hexosyltransferase activity.